AUGGUGGCGAAGGUUGCACCCAAGGAGGACACCUGGGCUUGGCAGCCAAUUGGUGCUCCUUUCCCAGACAAUCCUAUCCGUGUCCCAGGACAGCAGAAUAUGUACGUGGCAUUAUGGUACAAGUAUGGGAAACCGAUACAUGGAAGGGCGUAUAACGACGAUGGCGGCGUGCAAUGCUCGUUUCCUUACAAGAAAUUCGAAUUGAAAACGAAGACAGAACUAGAAGGAAACAUCCAAAUACUCACAUAUAAAGGAAAUUUCAAAUCUCUUGGUUACUGGUCAGUAUACAAAGUUGAAAAAACAAGACAUAUAUACUCUGUCUCAAUCGUGGUGUGCUUGCUUGAACAGGCGCAUCCGCGUCGCAAGCCUCUGCCAGCUGUUGUCUGCUCCAUGACGAAGGCGGUCGCUCAAAUGAAAGCAUGAAA
Messenger RNA from Cylicostephanus goldi, 425 nucleotides. Lineage: Eukaryota; Metazoa; Nematoda; Chromadorea; Rhabditida; Strongylidae. The record is from the annotation of a GenBank genome assembly.